Messenger RNA from Lachancea lanzarotensis, 1098 nucleotides. It is a transcript of the gene KSS1, whose product is annotated as LALA0S08e07778g1_1. Gene Ontology annotation, molecular function: ATP binding; MAP kinase activity. Bases 1 to 1098 code for a protein of 365 amino acids. The transcript has a single exon. Lineage: Eukaryota; Fungi; Ascomycota; Saccharomycetes; Saccharomycetales; Saccharomycetaceae. Gene Ontology annotation, biological process: intracellular signal transduction; protein phosphorylation. Gene Ontology annotation, cellular component: nucleus; cytoplasm. The record is from RefSeq and is a predicted model, not a curated record.
AUGGCUCGCACGAUCACAUUCGACAUUCCGUCGUGCUACCAAUUGGUGGAGCUUAUUGGAGAAGGGGCAUACGGGACGGUCUGCUCUGCCGUUCAUAAACCUUCUGCAACGAAAGUGGCCAUCAAAAAGAUUCAACCGUUCAGCAAGCCCAUGUUCGUGACAAGAACAUUGCGAGAACUCAAACUUUUGAAACUUUUCCAUAGUCACGAAAAUAUUAUUAGCGUACUAGAUGUGGUGCGACCACUAUCGAUGGAUAAGUUUCAGGCCGUGUAUCUGGUACAGGAGCUGAUGGAAACAGAUCUGCACAAGGUUAUCAACGGCAGCGGGUCCCGGCUUACAGACGAUCACAUUCAGUACUUCACGUACCAGAUUCUGCGGGCUUUGAAGGCAAUUCAUAGCGCUCAGGUCAUUCAUCGCGACAUCAAGCCCUCCAACCUGCUGCUCAAUUCCAAUUGCGAUCUCAAAGUAUGCGAUUUCGGGUUGGCACGUUGUUUGGCGUCUAGCACCCACUCUCGUCAAAAUCUCGUGGGUUUCAUGACAGAAUAUGUUGCAACACGGUGGUACAGAGCCCCAGAAAUCAUGCUGACGUUUCAAGAGUAUACCACGGCUAUGGAUAUUUGGUCUUGCGGAUGCAUUUUGGCAGAAAUGAUCACGGGGAAGCCUCUUUUCCCCGGUCGGGACUAUCAUCACCAACUGUGGUUGAUCUUAGAGGUGCUGGGCACCCCAUCGUACGAAGAUUUCGAAAACAUCAAUUCGAAGCGGGCCAAAGAAUACAUAGCCAAUUUACCGCUACGACAGAAGCUGCCAUGGCCAGUGGUCCUGCAGACCCAAAACCUGAACCCACUUGCAGCGGAUUUGCUAGACAAAAUGCUUACGUUCAACCCGGACAAACGUAUAAGUGCAGCCGAUGCCCUCAGCCAUCCGUACUUGCAGGUGUACCACGAUCCGGAAGACGAGCCUGUUUAUCCGCCGUUGAACUUGGACGAUCCGUUUUGGAAGAUUGAUAACAUCAUAAAGCAGCCUUCUGAGGAAAGCGAGCUCUCCAUGGACACCUUGAAGCAAAUGCUUUUCGAAGAAGUUGGGAAACCUUUACAGUGA